AUGCCGAAGUCUCGUCAGAGUUUUCCUUCAGCUCCGUGCACGGUGUCUCGACCCCCUGACGAUGAGAAACCCCCUUCGCCUGCAGAAGACAUCUUAGCUAUGGCAGCUAGAGAAAUUUCCCCGUCGGGGGUAAAUUUGGCGGACCAAGCCAAGGCUCCUCAGUGGGCUGACGGCUUUUCGGGCGGCGGGUCUCCAUGCCCAAAGCCCCCUGCAAGUGUAACAGAUCCGCGGCCUAGUACGUCAGCUCCGUCUGGUACUGGCCCUGGUGCGCCACGCCCACCGACUACAGCUCAACCGCACUUUCCACAGUUCCCCGCUCAGUCGGGCUACUGGUACCCUCAGCCACCAUCAGCUCCCUGGGGAACCCCUGGUGGCCCUGGCCCAUCAACGAUGCCUGCUGGUUUAUUCAAUCAGUGGGGCAUCCCUGUCCAGUAUUUUCCGCAGCCGAUUUACAGCGGUCUCUCGGAGCAUCCUCCCGCUAGCGCUCCAACUCUGACGGCCCCUGGCUCACAUGCACAGCGCCCUCCUGCUGCUGCGGCUGCUGACGGCGGCCAUCUUGAAAUAGUCAACGUUAGUGACGACGACUCUGAGUCCUCCUUUUCCGCAGUUUCUACUGCCGGUAGAGAGCCCUUUCGCCUUCCUCACAAGAAAGACACAGGUAUAAAUCCUAUCUCAGAGAAGGUGAUUUCAUGGUGGGAGGAACUGAGAACCCACAAGUUGUCCUCCGACGAUUAUAAAGAGGAAAUUUCACCGUACAACGUCCCGUCGGGCCAGGGAAAAUUCUUUUCCGCCCCGGAACUUCCGUCUGGUUUGAAGAAGGUGUUCAAACAGGUAAAUUCCUCAACCAUUAACAGUGAUGAGAAGUUAAGAGCUUCCCAUACUCAUAUCCUCGAGGCAGUCAAACCCUUGCUACGCCUUUUUGACGCAGUUACAGAUGAUGAGUGCCCCAAUGAAGUUCCUAAAGAACUCGUCCAGGAUCAUCUUUCGUCGGCCAUUAUUUUACUCGGCUCUGGCAGUCAAGGGCUCGCCUUGGCGAGACAACAUGCAUUUGAUGACAUUGUCGACCGCAAGUUUGAUGUCCUCAAGAAGAACCCUCCUUCGUUAGGUGAACUCUUCGGAUCAUCCUUGAUGAAAGACAUUGAGGAGACAGAAAAGGUCAACAAAUUGGCCUCCAAAGUCACGGGCACAGGCGGAAAAUCUCAGCAGUCUAACCCUUCUAAGGAUAGACGUUUCACGCCUUAUCAACUGGCCUCCAGGUCGUUCAGAGGGCGUCGCCCAUCACGGGGUGCCUACAAUCGCUUCCCAGGUAGGAAUUACCAACAGUUCAAGGAUUUCCCAAGAUCGCGAAAUCCCAAGACGGCCUACGCCACUACAGAUAAGUCUAGUUCAAAAAACUAG
Molecule: messenger RNA, 1398 nt
Organism: Patiria miniata (bat star)
Lineage: Eukaryota; Metazoa; Echinodermata; Asteroidea; Valvatida; Asterinidae
Product: H/ACA ribonucleoprotein complex non-core subunit NAF1-like
Exons: 1
Coding region: 1-1398 (465 amino acids)
Source: RefSeq, a predicted model, not a curated record